GAGGAUUUUGUAAUUCCUCUUCGCCAUGCCUGAGCCGGCCAAGUCCGCUCCUGCCCCGAAGAAGGGCUCCAAGAAGGCGGUGACCAAAGCCCAGAAGAAGGACGGCAAGAAGCGCAAGCGCAGCCGCAAGGAGAGCUACUCUGUGUACGUAUACAAGGUGCUGAAGCAGGUCCACCCGGAUACCGGCAUCUCGUCCAAGGCCAUGGGCAUCAUGAACUCCUUCGUCAACGACAUCUUCGAGCGCAUCGCGGGCGAGGCGUCGCGCCUGGCGCAUUACAACAAGCGCUCGACCAUCACCUCCAGGGAGAUCCAGACGGCCGUGCGCCUGCUGCUGCCCGGGGAGCUGGCCAAGCACGCCGUGUCCGAGGGCACCAAGGCUGUCACCAAGUACACCAGCUCCAAGUGAGCCACUGGCUGCAAAGCAGUUGACCAGGCACCGUCACAUCCGAAGGCUCUUUUCAGAGCCAUCCACACUUUCCAAAGAGACCUGGCACUUACUUAGCUUGCUGCUUAAUUUGUUCAACUA
Hippopotamus amphibius kiboko is the source of this 526-nucleotide messenger RNA. RefSeq names its product histone H2B type 1-C/E/F/G/I. Lineage: Eukaryota; Metazoa; Chordata; Mammalia; Artiodactyla; Hippopotamidae. Gene Ontology annotation, cellular component: nucleosome. Gene Ontology annotation, molecular function: DNA binding; structural constituent of chromatin; protein heterodimerization activity. The transcript has a single exon. The coding region runs from base 26 to 406 and encodes 126 amino acids. The record is from RefSeq and is a predicted model, not a curated record.